Trifolium pratense (red clover) is the source of this 2056-nucleotide messenger RNA. Its product is annotated as dicarboxylate transporter 2.1, chloroplastic-like. The coding region runs from base 96 to 1784 and encodes 562 amino acids. Gene Ontology annotation, molecular function: transmembrane transporter activity. Lineage: Eukaryota; Viridiplantae; Streptophyta; Magnoliopsida; Fabales; Fabaceae. Gene Ontology annotation, biological process: transmembrane transport. Gene Ontology annotation, cellular component: membrane. The transcript has 4 exons. The record is from RefSeq and is a predicted model, not a curated record.
UUGGUCACUCCGAACAACAAACAUAAGUGAGUGACAAGUAACAAACCUCAAACUAAUCAAAGCCUCACACUCUCAUUUGUUGUUGUUCCAUUCCAAUGGAGAGCUUUGCACUUCACUCACUCUCUUCAACCUCAUUCUUACUCCAUCAUCAUCAUCGACCCAUUUUCAGAUCUCAAAUUUCUCUUCCAUUGAAUCCAUCUUCACGUUCAAACCCAUCAAUUAAAUCAUCAUCAAUCUCACAAUCUUUCUCUUUUCCCUCCAAAGUUUCAAUCUUUAACCCUUCUUUCUCAAAACCCAAUUUCCCAAUUCAUGCUAAUUCAACUCCACCACCAUCAAAAUUAGAACCCCAACAACCCAAUAUUCUUCAAGGUGCAAAGCCAAUUCCUUUUGUUAUUUCAAUAGCCAUAGGUCUCAUUGUUCGUUUCUUUGUUCCUAAACCAAUUGAUGUUACUCCUCAAGCAUGGCAAUUGCUUUCAAUUUUCCUUUCAACAAUUGCAGGCCUUGUUCUAAGCCCUUUGCCUGUUGGUGCUUGGGCUUUUCUGGGCCUAACAACAUCUGUGGUCACAAAAACUUUAACCUUUACUGAUGCAUUUAGUGCUUUUACAAAUGAAGUAAUUUGGUUGAUUGUUAUAUCGUUUUUCUUUGCGCGCGGUUUUGUUAAAACCGGUUUAGGUGAUAGAAUUGCUACUUAUUUUGUGAAAUGGUUGGGAAAGAGUACUUUGGGACUUGCUUAUGGUUUGACAUUUAGUGAGGUUCUUAUUGCACCUGCUAUGCCUAGUACUACUGCAAGAGCUGGUGGUGUUUUCUUGCCAAUUAUUAAGUCACUUGCACUCUCUGCUGGUAGUGAACCUAAUAGUCCUACCUCUAAGAGGUUGGGGACUUUUCUUAUUCAGAACCAAUUUCAGUCUGCCGGUAACUCAAGUGCUCUUUUCCUAACCGCUGCUGCUCAAAAUCUGCUCUGUAUUAAAUUAGCACAGGAGCUUGGGGUGGUAAUUUCAAACCCUUGGGUUACAUGGUUUAAGGCAGCUAGUGUACCUGCAUUUGUUUGUCUUCUCGCUACACCGUUGAUUUUAUACAAGAUCUGUCCCCCUGAAAUUAAAGACACACCAGAGGCACCUGCCUUGGCUGCAAAGAAACUGGAAAGUAUGGGCCCUGUCACUCAAAAUGAAUGGGUUAUGGUUUCUACAAUGCUUCUUGCAGUCUCUUUGUGGAUCUUUGGAGAGACUCUUGGCAUAGCAAGUGCUGUAGCUGCAAUGAUUGGUUUAUCAAUACUCCUUGUAUUAGGAGUCCUUAACUGGGAAGACUGCUUGAAUGAAAAAUCGGCGUGGGAUACCUUGGCCUGGUUUGCCAUUCUAGUAGGUAUGGCAAGUCAGUUGACAAACCUCGGCAUUGUGACCUGGAUGUCUGACUGUGUGGCCAACAACCUUCGGUCGUUCUCCUUGAGCUGGCCAGCUUCCCUGGCUGUUCUUCAGGCUGCUUAUUUCUUCAUCCACUACCUUUUUGCAAGCCAGACAGGGCAUGUUGGGGCUUUAUACUCCGCAUUUCUUGCCAUGCAUAGAGCAGCCGGUGUUCCUGGUGCUCUCGCAGCGCUUGCUUUAGGAUAUAAUACAAAUCUUUUCGGUGCAAUUACACAUUAUAGCAGUGGUCAAGCUGCUGUAUACUAUGGAGCUGGCUAUGUAGACCUUCCCGAUAUAUUCAAAACGGGGUUCAUUAUGGCAUUUAUUAAUGCUAUCAUCUGGGGAGGUGUUGGCUCUGUCUGGUGGAAAUUUUUGGGCUUGUAUUGAUACUUUCCAUUUCCUUGUAAGUAAAUAGCAGUUCUAUAAGCUUCUUUAUUACCGGCCCAAAGAUAAGGUUCCUCUCAUUUGAGGACGGACAGUUGAGUUCAUCAUUUUAACAUGAAGGUUUUUCUGCUUUUGGCUCACUUAUUUGUUAGUUUAAAUAAUUUUAGUUAACCUUGCCUUACUUUAUAUACAUUCACUGAUAUACUUACAUUGAUUUCAAUGUGGGAGCAUAAUGGCAAGUGCUAAAGUACAAUAAUUUAUACCUGGUUUCACCA